ACACGCGCCAUUCGAUUGUGGAAAAUGCCACCAGAUGGCGGUUUAGGAUUGCUGCUCUUCUGAAAGGCGCGGUUCCUUCUCCUGGUCCAAUUUUCAAUUAAAAAAUCCAUAUUUAGCAAAACUUUUAUCGAAUUCCGAAUAGCGGGAACGCCGACCUUUACGACCAUGAGCACCCCAGGCUCAGAGUUGCAGUGUUAAUACGGUCAUCAGCACCUGAAGCACACUGAAAGAGCUCAUCUCAGCAGAGCAACACACGCCAGACCUGUAACACACCAGACCUGCCCCUCCAUCAUCAUGAUCACCUCAGAACUGCCAAUGCUACAGGACUCCGGUGAGUCGGGUCAGGACACAGUGAGUCUCAGUAUGAGCAUGAGUGAGCUGGACGACCCUGGAGAUGGAAAGGCCAAGAAGAAGAGAGGGAGGCCUGCCAGACCACCUGCUCCCAACAAGAAGCCUCGGAAGUCACCAUCAGAAAAGGGCUUAAUGGGAGCCCCACGGGGGCGGAAGGCCAAUGGAAUGGCUCCGCAGAAUGGAGAGGGGGAUCCCGGUACUCUGUUUGAAGUGGUCAAACAGGGAAAGAGCGCUAUGCAGUCAGUCGUUGAUGACUGGAUCGAGUCGUACAAGCAGGACAGAGAUAUAGCACUUUUGGACCUCAUCAACUUCUUCAUCCAGUGCUCUGGUUGUAAAGGCACUGUCAGAAUCGAAAUGUUUCGCAACAUGCAGAAUGCCGAAAUCAUCCGCAAAAUGACAGAAGAGUUUGACGAGGACAGUGGCGAUUACCCUUUGACCAUUUCUGGCCCUUUGUGGAAGAAGUUUCGCUACAACUUCUGUGAGUUCAUCUGCGUCCUGAUCCGUCAGUGCCAGUACAGCAUCAUCUACGACGAGUACAUGAUGGACACGGUCAUUUCUUUGCUCACGGGUCUGUCAGACUCACAGGUCCGAGCCUUUAGACACACAAGCACUCUGGCAGCCAUGAAGCUCAUGACAGCUCUGGUGAACGUGGCUCUGAACCUGAGCAUUAACCAGGACAACACACAGAGACAGUACGAAGCUGAACGCAACAAAAUGGCGGGAAAGAGAGCCACCGAGAAGCUUGAACUCCUACUCCAUAAGAGGAAAGAGCUUCAAGAAAACCAAGAUGAAAUCGAAAACAUGAUGAACUCGAUCUUCAAGGGAAUCUUUGUUCAUCGUUAUAGAGAUGCAAUUGCUGAAAUCAGAGCGAUUUGUAUAGAGGAGAUCGGUGUGUGGAUGAAAAUGUACAGCGAUGCCUUCCUGAAUGACAGCUACCUGAAGUACGUGGGCUGGACGUUACACGACCGGCAAGGUGAAGUACGCUUGAAGUGUUUGAAAGCCUUACAAAACCUCUACACAAACCGUGAACUGUUUCCUAAACUCGAGCUCUUCACAAACCGCUUCAAGGAUCGUAUCGUGUCUAUGACGCUGGAUAAAGAGUAUGAUGUGGCUGUGGAAGCCAUUAGACUGGUCACACUUAUCCUUCAGGGUAGCGAGGACGCGCUGUCCAAUGAAGACUGUGAGAAUGUCUAUCAUCUGGUGUACUCCGCUCACAGGCCUGUGGCAGUGGCUGCUGGGGAUUUUCUACAUCGAAAGUUGUUCAGCAGACAUGAUCCUCAGGCGGAGGAGGCUCUGGCUAAACGCAGGGGCAGGAGCAGCCCAAACGGAAACCUCAUUCGCAUGCUAGUGCUCUUCUUUCUGGAGAGUGAGCUGCAUGAACAUGCUGCCUAUCUAGUGGACAGUUUGUGGGAGAGCUCUCAGGAGCUGUUGAAGGACUGGGAGUGCAUGACCGAACUGCUGCUGGAGGAGCCAGUGCAGGGCGAGGAGGUGUUGUCAGACAGGCAGGAGGGUUCUCUGAUCGAGCUGACUGUCUGUACUAUUCGUCAGGCUGCUGAGGCCCAUCCUCCUGUCGGGAGAGGGACUGGGAAAAGGGUCUUGACUGCGAAGGAAAGGAAGAUGCAGAUUGAUGACAAAAACAAAUUAACGGAGCACUUCAUCAUGGCUUUUCCCAUGUUACUCUCAAAAUACCAGACAGAUGCAGAGAAAGUAGCCAACCUCCUACAGAUCCCGCAAUACUUUGACCUGGAUGUGUACAGUGCUGGGAGAAUGGAGAAGCACUUGGACGCAUUGCUCAAGCAGAUCAAGUUUGUGGUGGAGAAGCACACGGAUACGGAGGUGCUGGAGGCCUGCAGUAAGACCUACAGCAUCCUGUGCAGUGAGGAGUACACCAUCAUGAACCGCGUUGACAUCGCCCACAGUCAGCUCAUCGAUGAACUAACCGACCGCUUCAACCACUCGGUGGAGGAGCUGCUGCAGGCGGGGGAAGAGGCGGAUGACGACGACAUCUACAACGUUCUCUCCACUCUUAAGAGACUCACAGCCUUUCACAAUGCUCAUGACUUGACCAGAUGGGAUUUGUUUGGGAACUGCUACAGGUUGCUAAGGACGGGAAUAGAGCAGGGCUCUAUGCCAGAGCAGAUAGCAGUGCAGGCUCUUCAGUGUUCUCAUUACUCUAUGCUGUGGCAGCUGGUGAAAAUCACAGAGGGAUCUCCAUCCAAGGAUGAUCUUCUAGCAUUACGGAGGGUUGUUAAAUCUUUUCUAGCUGUGUGCCAGCAGUGCUUAUCAAAUGUUAACACACCGGUUAAAGAGCAGGCAUUCAUGCUGUUAUGCGACCUACUGAUGAUCUUCAGUCACCAGCUCACCACAGGGGCCAGAGAGGGUCUGCAACCUCUGGUCUUCAAUCCAGACAGCACCCUACAGAACGAGCUGCUCAACUUCAUCCUAGACCAUGUGUUUAUUGACCAGGAUGAUGAGAAUCAGAGCAUAGAGGGUGACGAGGAGGAUGAAGCUAACAAGAUUGAGGCCUUACACAAGAGGAGGAACCUUCUAGCUGCCUUCAGCAAGCUGAUCAUUUAUGAUAUAGUAGACAUGCCAGCUGCUGCAGAUAUCUUCAAACACUACAUGAAGUACUACAACGAUUAUGGAGACAUCAUCAAGGAGACUCUAAGUAAGACCAGACAGACGGAUAAAAUACUGUGUGCCAAGACACUCAUCCUGAGCUUACAGCAGCUCUUUAAUGAGCUGAUCCAGGAUCAGGGGCCUAACUUAGACAGGACCUCAUCUCAUGUGAGCGGCAUUAAGGAAUUGGCUCGUCGCUUUGCCCUCACCUUUGGCUUGGACCAGAUCAAAACCAGAGAAGCUGUGGCCACACUGCACAAAGAUGGGAUUGAGUUCGCCUUUAAGUAUCAGAAUCCUAAAGGACCGGAGUAUCCCCCUCCGAAUCUGGCCUUCCUUGAGGUUCUCUGUGAAUUUUCCUCCAAACUACUUCGCCAAGACAAGAAAACAGUGCACUCGUAUCUUGAAAAGUUCAUGACAGAGCAGAUGAUGGAGAGACGGGAGGACAUCUGGCUGCCGCUCAUCUCCUACAGGAACUCUCUGUUGACGGGCGGAGAUGAAGAUCGCAUGUCCAUUACCAGCGGCAGCAGCAGCAAAGCUGGAUCCAUACGAAGCAAGAAGGGCCGUCUGCCCCUGCACAAGAAACGCAUCGAGGAGGAGAGUGUGGAGGGCUCUUGGAUGAUGAGGAAUGACACCCUACAGACCCCUGGAGCCCUGCAGACACCCCAGCUCACCUCCACCGUGCUCCGAGAGAACCCUCGGCAAGCUGCUGAGCUCCUCCCUGACCAGGACUCUGAGCCCGGGUCUGAAUCCGACUAUAUUCAUAAUCCUCAGAUGCAGAUGUCCUGGCUUGGCCAGCAGAAGAUGGAGGAGGUCAACAGGAAGGAACGCACAGCCAUGAACUACAUGAAGGCCCGUAGCGGAGGAGUACGACAGACUGUACGUGGUCUCAUGGAGGACGACGCAGAGCCCAUCUUUGAGGAUGUCAUGAUGUCGUCUCGAGGACAGCUGGAAGACAUGAGUGAGGAAUUUGAGGACACCAUGGUCAUUGAUCUGCCUCCAUCCAGGAACAGGCGGGAGAGAGCCGAGCUGAGACCGGACUUCUUUGACUCAGCAGCCAUGAUUGAGGACGAGUCGGGUUUCACGAUGCCCAUGUUCUGAGAUGCCACAACAGCUGGAAAAAGAGCUUCUGAAUUGAUUAAAGCAAGGGCUGAAGAGAUGUUCACAAAGGAGCGGAAGCUCUGGUGAUAAGGCUGAGUAAUUCUGGAGCGAACUCUCCACAAACCCUCUUUUAUCAGAUGCCACAGAGAAGCUUUUAUUCAUCCACAGAUUAUUUUAACAGUCCAAUCAGGUCACAUAUGGUGAAUUGUUCUGUCAAACAGGUUCUUCAUCAGCUCAUCUGAAUCGCACUGGAUGGGAUUUAAAUCAUGUUACAGAUCUAUCAUGUAAGAAUGUACGGUCCCAUAUGUUCAAGAUGUACAUAUUUGUGUUUAUCCAUCCUACUAUGUAGAUGCCCUGUACAGUUAGAUUAUGAAGUCGCUUUUAAUAUCAGGUCAACGAACAGAUUCUUCCACCAAAAAAAAGUAGUUUUAAACAUUGGUCAAUCUUCAAUCGGUCUAAUUUACAUAUAAAUAA
This is a messenger RNA of Rhinichthys klamathensis goyatoka, 4542 nucleotides long. RefSeq names its product STAG1 cohesin complex component a (gene stag1a). The record is from RefSeq and is a predicted model, not a curated record. NCBI's taxonomy places the organism in Eukaryota, Metazoa, Chordata, Actinopteri, Cypriniformes, Leuciscidae. Gene Ontology annotation, cellular component: cohesin complex; chromatin; nucleus. Gene Ontology annotation, biological process: sister chromatid cohesion. The transcript has 35 exons. Bases 295 to 4068 code for a protein of 1257 amino acids. Gene Ontology annotation, molecular function: chromatin binding.